Molecule: messenger RNA, 973 nt
Organism: Pomacea canaliculata
Lineage: Eukaryota; Metazoa; Mollusca; Gastropoda; Architaenioglossa; Ampullariidae
Product: integumentary mucin C.1-like
Exons: 5
Coding region: 83-460 (125 amino acids)
Source: RefSeq, a predicted model, not a curated record
GCGUCCCAACUCAGUCCACACGGACAUCGAGAAGGAAGCUGGUUUGGGAAAGAAUUUGGAAUCUCAGUCUCUUCUCUAAAUCAUGGCCAUACAGAAAGGGACGAAACUGUUGUUCGCAGUUCUUCUGAUGGCGGUGGUACUCAACACGCCCGGGUUUGCAAAACCAAAACGCAAGUGUAAGCACGAGAAAGAUACUUCCAAAGAAGUAUCCAAGGAGUCUGAAGAGUCCAAAGAAUACGACGAUGAUUAUACUACAAGUACUACGACAGCAACUACCACCACCAGCCCUACUACCACCAGUCCCACUACCCCCAACCCUUGUGAAGGCUGCGAAGAAUCUACUCAAUGCUGUUUUGCCGGCGUUCAGUGUCGUAUUCGGCCAAGAGUUACUGAUGAUUGCGGAGUUGACUACUGCCCUUGCCUGGAGAGCACCUGUGUAGACGGGGUGUGUCAAGCGUGACGUGCCUUAGGCGGACCAAGCAACCAUGUCGACCCGGCGCCUGCGCGCAGCUUGUUGUUCACGGACAAAACAUGACUGGGUUUAAAUUGCACACCCUCUUUUCGACGACAGUUUACUAUUGCUGAUGCUUGUAGCUAAGAAAAAAGUUUUUAAAAAACUGAAUUGAAAAUCUUGUUUUUAUUUGACAGAGAAGUGUAAAUUGUUUAUUACUAAGUUGUUGUCUUUUCAAAGGAAAAAGACCGGCUGUGUGUAACUUUGUCAAGUCUCUGUAACAAGAUUAAUUUAGUAGGCCUGUCAUUUUCUAAGACAAGAUAUUCAAGAUUGUGGUAGAUCAUUACGACUUUUAAGCAUUGCAAUUUUUACAAAUCAUUUUCAUAUUUUAUUUUCUAGCUGUCUCAAAACGCUCAAGUAAGCAAAACGACAAAGCAGUAUAUCUGAAUUAGCUUAGGGAGAUAACACAUGCAAAACUCGUGCGAACACACACACCACCACCACCACCACCACCACCACCAC